AUGGCAGAGAAGUCUGAACCAGGCACUGUUUGCAUACCUCUGGAAGAGAACAUGUGUAAUGGCACACAGACACAGGAGGUUCCCUUGCUAACACACCUGAAGAAGGUAGAGAACCACAUCACUGAGGCACAACGAUUCUCCCAUCUCCCCAAGCGCUCAUCCGUGGAUCUAGAGUUCAAAAAUCUGUCCUACACAAUCAGUGAGGGGCCGUGCUGGAGGAAACAAGGUUACAAGGCCCUGCUGAAAUGUUUAUCUGGGAAAUUUUGUAGUCGGGAGUUGAUUGGAAUCAUGGGACCUUCAGGUGCUGGAAAGUCCACCCUCAUGAAUAUUCUGGCAGGGUACAGGGAAACAGGUAUGACAGGACAAGUUCUGGUAAACGGGAAGCCCAGAGAACUACGCACUUUUCGUAAGAUGUCCUGUUACAUUAUGCAAGAGGACAAGCUCCUACCCCACCUCACUGUUCGAGAGGCUAUGAUGGUCUCUGCCAACCUUAAACUCAACGACAAUAUGGAAGUGAAAAAAGAGCUGGUAAAUGAAAUUCUGACUGCUUUGGGACUACAGGAGUGUGCCCAUACUCGCACUAUCUCUCUGUCUGGAGGGCAGUGCAAAAGGCUGGCCAUUGCCCUAGAGCUAGUGAACAAUCCCCCUGUCAUGUUCUUUGAUGAGCCCACUAGUGGCCUGGACAGUGUAUCCUGUUUUCAAGUGGUUUCAUUAAUGAAAUCUUUGGCUCAGGGAGGUCGCACCAUCAUUUGCACCAUUCACCAGCCUAGUGCCAAGCUUUUUGAGAUGUUUGAUAAGCUGUAUAUCCUGAGUCAGGGCCAAUGCAUAUACAAGGGGACUGUCCCUUACCUUAUUCCUUACCUAAAGGGACUGGGUCUUCACUGCCCCACAUACCACAACCCUGCAGAUUUCAUCAUUGAAGUAGCCUCUGGGGAGUACGGAGACUUGAACCCUGUUUUAUUUGAAGCUGUACAGGGAGGAAUGUGUGCUAUCGAGGAGAAGACAAACUGCUCCCCUAGCCAGUCUCCUCGCAUUUACUUUAAUUUUGUUUCUCCAUGUUUGGUUUCACAGGACUCGGGUCAUGUGGAAAGUCAUACAUUUGCAACCAGCUCUCUGACUCAGUUUUGCAUUCUCUUCAGAAGAACGUUUAUCACUAUAUGCAGAGACACGGUUCUGACACACUUACGGUUGAUGUCACACAUCUCUAUUGGAGUGCUUAUUGGCCUGCUUUACCUUAACAUUGGAAAUGAUGCCAGCAAAGUCUUCAACAACACUGGAUUUCUCUUCUUCUCCAUGCUCUUCCUCAUGUUUGGAGCUCUCAUGCCCACAGUACUCACAUUUCCCCUGGAGAUGUCUGUGUUUCUGAGGGAACAUCUGAACUACUGGUACAGCCUGAAGGCCUACUAUCUGGCUAAGACAAUGGCUGACAUUCCAUUCCAGGUCAUUUGCCCCAUUAUGUAUUGUAGUAUUGUUUACUGGAUGACUGAACAGCCUCCAGAGGCUAGUCGCUACUUGCUCUUCAUGGCUUUAUCAACCUCAACAGCUCUAGUGGCCCAGUCUCUGGGACUCCUAGUUGGUGCUGCCUCCACCUCCCUUCAGGUGGCCACAUUUGUUGGGCCCGUCACAGCUAUUCCAGUCCUCCUCUUCUCUGGCUUCUUUGUCAACUUUGACACCAUUCCAAAGUACUUGCAAUGGAGCUCCUAUGUGUCCUAUGUUAGGUACGGCUUUGAAGGGGUAAUCCUUUCCAUUUAUGGGAUGAACCGCUCAGAAUUAGAAUGUCCAGGGAAGGUGUGUAAGUUCCAGAAACCAGAGGAAGUUCUACAGUUACUGGAUGUGGAGGACGCUAAGCUCUAUAUGGACUUCAUUGUGCUGGGCAUUUUCUUCCUGACCCUGCGUCUGGCCACCUACUUGGUCUUGCGCUACAAAGUCAAAUCUCAGCGAUAA
This is a messenger RNA of Chanos chanos (milkfish), 1944 nucleotides long. RefSeq names its product ATP-binding cassette, sub-family G (WHITE), member 4b (gene abcg4b). Gene Ontology annotation, cellular component: plasma membrane. Gene Ontology annotation, molecular function: ATP binding; ATP hydrolysis activity; ABC-type sterol transporter activity. Lineage: Eukaryota; Metazoa; Chordata; Actinopteri; Gonorynchiformes; Chanidae. Gene Ontology annotation, biological process: cholesterol efflux; cholesterol homeostasis; transmembrane transport. The transcript is spliced from 14 exons. The coding region runs from base 1 to 1944 and encodes 647 amino acids. The record is from RefSeq and is a predicted model, not a curated record.